AUGCCUGAAGCCAACUCUUCAAACCAGCUUCCAACCCAUUUCCUCCUACUUGGUAUCCCGGGUCUGGAGCCAUCUUACCUCUACAUUGCCUUCAUCUUCACCAUUGUCUAUGUGACCUCUGUUAUUGGUAACAUUGCUCUUCUCUUCAUCAUCAAGAUAGACCGGAGUCUCCAUGAACCCAUGUACUUCUUUCUCUGUAUGUUGUCUGCUAUUGACCUCAUCCUGUCCAACUCUACCACACCCAAGAUGUUGGGGAUCCUUUGGUCCAACAACCAUGAGAUUUACUCUGAGGCCUGCCUCACACAAAUGUUCUUCCUCCAUUCCUUUGCCAUAAUGGAGUCCGCGCUGCUCCUGGCCAUGUCCUUCGAUCGAUAUAUUGCCAUUUGCCAGCCGCUAAGAUAUUAUUCAAUAUUAACAAAAUUGCUCAUCACCAACAUCGGACUGUUGGCCAUCAGUAGAGCUGUAGCAUUAAUGACUCCAUUACCGUUCCUUAUAAAAAGACUGCCCUUCUGCUCCUCCAAUGUCAUCCACCAUUCCUACUGCGAGCACAUGGCCGUGGUGAAGCUGGCGUGCGUUGAUACAACCUUCAACAACAUCUAUGGCCUUGUGGUGGCUCUUGUUAUUGUGGGGCUGGACUUGAUCUUCCUCAUCUGUUCCUAUGUCCUGAUUCUUCAGGCUGUGUUCCGGCUGGCCUCAUCAGAAGCCCGGUAUAAGGCCCUCAGUACGUGUGCUGCUCACAUUUGCGCUAUCCUUUCAUUCUACGUUCCUGUUGUCCUCUCCUCGCUGGUCCACCGCUUUGGGAAAAAUGUCCCAAUCCACAUUCACAUCUUGUUGGCCAACAUCUACCUGAUGCUGCCACCUCUGAUCAACCCCAUCGUAUAUGGCGUGAGGACCAAACAAAUUCGGAACAGGAUUAAGUCGGCCUUCAGCGUGAAUUUCAUGUGUUCCAUAAGCGUCCGUAAAUCAAAUCAAACCUCUUCUCUGCUGGGCUCUGGAGGUCUAAACCCCAUGAUGUCAUCACAUCUGAUGCAGGUCCACCGUGGAGUGCUGACUGCCACGGGACUGAGGAUCAG
Molecule: messenger RNA, 1073 nt
Organism: Nanorana parkeri
Lineage: Eukaryota; Metazoa; Chordata; Amphibia; Anura; Dicroglossidae
Product: olfactory receptor 52K2-like
Exons: 2
Biological process (GO): G protein-coupled receptor signaling pathway
Cellular component (GO): membrane
Molecular function (GO): olfactory receptor activity; G protein-coupled receptor activity
Source: RefSeq, a predicted model, not a curated record